GUGAAGAGCUUGACAAGCGGUGCUAGUCUCACCGUUAAACCGAGGAGACUUCUGACAAAAUGCCUCCCUAUCACCUCCCCAUGUGUCGACAACACUCACUUCAUUAGGGUUCGUGACAGUUCGAGAAGCAAACAUAUCUUCGUCGUAGACACCUAUGAGUUGUUGAAACCUUACAAUCAACAUGGCGCAGCUCACUAUCGAUGGCAAUAGUCGCGAUGCUGCGGCAAAGCUCAAGGUUGAUUACCCUUGGAUACGGACUCCAGUUGUAGCCAGUGCGCCUAUGCGGUUGAUUGCGGAUAUUGAUUUGACGCUUGCAGUUUGCAGAGCUGGCGGAAUUGGGUUUCUUGCGGGAGGCACUGAUGUAUCUCAGAUGGACCAACAGUGUCAGAAAUUGAAAGAAGCUCUCGAACCAACACCGAUUGCAUCGCGAGUAGGAGUGCAGCCUUAUGGACUAGGCUUCAUUACGUGGGGCGCUCCACUAGAAGCCUCUGUAGCGGUCAUCCAGAGACAUAAGCCCGCAGCAGUUUGGUUCUUUGCGCCUCAGAAGCUGAAAGAUCUCGUCGAUUGGACGCAACGAACCAGAGCCGCGUCACCGGAAACCCGUAUCUGGAUCCAGGUCGGCACUGUAGCGGAUGCAAUCGAGGCGACUGAGCUGUGUCAAGCCGAUGUGUUGGUUUUACAGGGCCAAGAUGCUGGUGGACAUGGCUACUACUCGGCAGCAAGCAUCGUCAGCUUGGUUCCUGAGGUGGAAGACAGAUUGGAAGCUUGGUCGAAGGCAUCUGGAAAGCCAACUCCCAUCAUCUUUGCUGCCGGUGGUAUUAUGGACUCGCGGGCAUUUGCAGCCGCUUUGACUCUCGGUGCACAUGGUAUCGUGCUGGGUACCAGACUACUUGCUGCAAACGAGGCGAUUAUUGCGGAUGGCUAUCAGGAAGCACUGUUCGCUGCUGAAGACGGCGGCACUGCUACUGCGCGUUCUAACUUGUAUGAUACUCUGCGGGGAACGCUUGGAUGGCCAGAAGCUAUAGGUGGCCGCGGGGUGCUCAAUCGCAGCUGGGAAGACUCAAAGAAAGGCAUGUCGAUGGAGGAUAACAAAAUCUUAUAUGACAAGGCAAUGAAGCUAGGAGCAAAAGGUUGGGGAUUUGAUAAGCAAACCGAAGGUCACGCAUACGUUGGUAAGGUCGAGGACGGUCGUAUGACGGCUUACGCUGGCACUGGGGUUGGCCUGCUCAAAAGACGACAACCAGCAGCAGAGAUUGUCCUUGAGGUCAGAGAGGGUGUAAUGGGAAAGCUGACACGAGCCAGCGGAGCUAUGUUGCCUUGAUACUCAUUGGUGAGCCUCGAUAUCGUUGAACGGCUCUUUGCUUGGGGGAUGAUACUUGUGAUUUAUGAUAGCUGAGACAGAUGGCCAAGAAUUAUACUAAUCCUAGUAAGACAGGCGGUAGAAGAUAUGCACGGGCCAUAUCUUCAACAGGACUUAAGGAACUCACCUAUGCUAUAUUCUAUUAUUAAUGUGUAUACACUGACUAUAGUACUGGAAUGGAAAGAUGAUUAUAAGCUAGUAUAAGUAGUUAUAGCUUAAAGUAAGCC
Molecule: messenger RNA, 1587 nt
Organism: Pseudovirgaria hyperparasitica
Lineage: Eukaryota; Fungi; Ascomycota; Dothideomycetes; Acrospermales; Acrospermaceae
Product: inosine monophosphate dehydrogenase
Exons: 2
Coding region: 182-1321 (379 amino acids)
Molecular function (GO): nitronate monooxygenase activity
Source: RefSeq, a predicted model, not a curated record